GAAAAAGACAGCCCUCCCUUCACACUGCUUUUUUUUUUUUCUCUGCAAUCGCAAUGAAUAGUACGUAGUUCCUCAGUUAUUGAUUCCGUCAACGAAUUCCUCUUCCAUCGAAACGGAGACGGACGAACGCAGAAGAUGUCGGUUCUUCUGUCCGAUACGUUCUACGAAGAUGUCCCAACACUGGAUGAGGUUAAGCAUGAAAUAUCAAGUAUUGUGGGAUUGCGGGAGAUCAAGAGGCACUUAGAGGCAAUUGUGGAGAAAAUAAUUGUUGCAGAGAAGGAUGCCAGUGAUGGGCUCAAGGUGCUGCCCCCAAAACCCUUUCACAUGGUGUUCGUAGGGAAUAAUGGAACAGGCAAGUCCACCGUAGCGCGAAUUCUUGGUAAACUUUUUUAUUUGUCUCGAGCUCUAUCUUCUUACGCUGUGACUGAAAUGCAAGGAAAUAAGAAGAUGAAAGAUGCAAAAGGAGGUGUACUGCUUGUGAACAUAGAUGAAGAAGAUCCCAUUAACUCAAAGCUCGUGGAUGAGAUCAUAGCUGCAAUGGAUGAGGGAGACAUAUCAAUCAUAUUUGCUGGAACGUACAAGGCUUUAAAUCAAUACAUGAAGUUCAACAAUGAAUUGUACAAAAGGUUCUCAGCCCGGUUACAAUUUGAUGACUUGACUCCUGAAGAGCUUGCAAUGAUUCUUCAGAAGAAGGCGAGUGACCAAGGGGAGGACGGUUUGAUAUGUGGCUUUGCGUUGGAUUCUUCGUGUAGCACCAUUGAUAUUGCUGACAAGAUUGCCGCACUUGCACCUGAAAGUCUACGCAGGCUGUUGAAUGCACAUCUGCUCGAUCAAAUGCUGAUAGAGGCGAGGAAAGUGGCUGAAAGGUCAGGUGAAAAGACCAUCUUUUUGAGGGAUUUAGCUGUAGGCAUACACAGCGGGGGACAAAUCUAUAAGAACUUGCUGAAUUUGUGAUUCUGUGGCAAAUGAGGCUAUUUUGUUCUCUGGAAUAUUAAGGUUAG
This is a messenger RNA of Sesamum indicum (sesame), 1001 nucleotides long. RefSeq lists its product as uncharacterized. Gene Ontology annotation, molecular function: ATP binding; ATP hydrolysis activity. The record is from RefSeq and is a predicted model, not a curated record. NCBI's taxonomy places the organism in Eukaryota, Viridiplantae, Streptophyta, Magnoliopsida, Lamiales, Pedaliaceae.